Phragmites australis (common reed) is the source of this 781-nucleotide messenger RNA. RefSeq lists its product as uncharacterized. The record is from RefSeq and is a predicted model, not a curated record. The transcript has a single exon. NCBI's taxonomy places the organism in Eukaryota, Viridiplantae, Streptophyta, Magnoliopsida, Poales, Poaceae. The coding region runs from base 143 to 547 and encodes 134 amino acids.
CUAGUGUCACAUUGCUCGGCAGCUCACACAUUCAUUCACUUUGCCUUCGCUUUAGCCUUUGUGCUGUAACUUGCAAGGGACGUCGAGGAGGCUGUAGAGAGUAGUUAGCUCGCUCGCGCGCGCGCGCGCCACGGCCAUCGUGAUGGCAUCCAGGUGCUUCUUCCCCAGGGAGGCUGCCGCGGGAGGCCACCGGAGCUCCAAGGCGGCGGCGGCUGCCCUCGAGCAGCUCCACCACGGCGGUCGCGUCCUGUCCCGGGAGGAAGUCGGCGGCGGCGCGGUGCGCGUCAAGAUCGUCGUUAGCAAGCGCGAGCUGAAGCAGAUGGUCGCAGCGCUCGGCGACGGCGCCGCGGGCGCUGCGGCUGCCGCUGCCGCCGGCGAGCGGCACAGGCAGCGCGCUGCGGGGGGCGCGGGGGGGCCGGGAGCGGAGCAGAGGCUGCAGUCGCUGCGGCGGCGCAGCAUGCGGCGGGCGGCUGAGGCGGCUCGGCGGAUGCAGGGGAACGGCGAGUGGGAGCCCGGCCUGCAGAGCAUCCCCGAGGAGGUUUACUAAUGGAGACCAUUAACCAGUAGACGGCGUCGUUAAUGGUUGGUUAAUCGCAAGACUAAUCAAGGUUGGGUUUUGAUCACUACCUUGCUAAGUGCUAGAUGUAUGUGUACAGCGCUGUUUUGUUCUGCACCCUGGUGAUCGAGGGUCCAAUGCCUCCGUGAGUUUGUGCAUUUUACCCUGUGAGUUUCUUGAGAUGAAAAAAAUGGAGGAAAGGGACGUCUUUGGGUUACACUGCAA